Messenger RNA from Dimorphilus gyrociliatus, 1744 nucleotides. NCBI's taxonomy places the organism in Eukaryota, Metazoa, Annelida, Polychaeta, Dinophilidae. The record is from the annotation of a GenBank genome assembly.
GUAGUCAGCGACAUUUUGUUCCUCUCAGAGACUUCCUCGUCAAAGACAGCCGAGUGAACCCUUUAUAUAAACCUUUUCAUUUAAAAAUAUACAUGAAAAUAUGGCAUCUAUCGAAGUUCAGAUGCAACCGAACUCAACAGAUGAUCAUGGGGAGUUAGAUUUCGAAGAGGAGGUAGAAGAAAGGGACGAUGUCAAAAUGGAAGCAAAGAAUGAAGAGGAUAAUAUCGAUUUGAGCGAGGAGGAAAAAGCAAAAGAAGAUGGAGAGGCUAGUGAACUUAGUGACGAAGGAGAACUACCAGAUUCGAAUUCAGACGGAGAGCUCAACUCAGAUAAUGACCAUGAGACAGGAGCUAUUGAUAUAAUGAAUAAUAGACAGAUGCCAAAUAGUUCUAGACCAAUUUGUAGAUUUUUUCUUCGUGGAGCAUGUACUUGGGGUAAUACUUGCCGAUAUUUACACUCAGAUAGAUUCGGAGGAAAUGAUGCUUGGUCUGAUUGGCGAUUCUCUGGCCAGAAUGUGCCACCAGUAGUAGAGGCUCCAAAGACAGAGUCUGCUUGGGAAAGAGGAAUGAAACAGGCGAAAGAAAUGGUUAAGAAUGCUUCAGCAAGAAAAAAGCAGGAACCUGAUUUUAAUGAGAAGAAACUCACAAUGAAAGUUGAAGAGGCUCUCCCAGUGUAUGAUGAUCAUUACUAUGAUCAAUCUUCAGAAUUCAAUAGAAUUCGUUAUCGUAGUCCUCCUACACCUGAACCAUAUGCUGCUGCGACUGGUCAAUUCGAGCCCGCUCCACCUUCUGCUAAAACUAGUAGAAGAGGAGAUGAAUGGCACGAUCCCUGGGCACGAGGUAGAUCCCCCAAGCGACGGAAUAGACAUGCCUCCUAUUCCUCAUUUUCGUCAUCAUCCUCAUCAUCAGCAUCUUCAUCUCGGUCAACUUCAUCUUCAUCUGAUAGUAGUUCAUCAACGGGCAAGCAACAUGGAAAAAAACCUAACUCCUCGAAACCAAAACGUCAAAGGGAAGCACCUCGUGCUAAUCGCGUGUCUCAAACCAACCCUCGGUCUCGGCAAGAGAAUAAAUCAGGUCGUCCGAAAGAAUCAGAAGAAAAGAGGACAGUAUCAAUAGCGAAAGCACCAUCAAAUUAUCAAAAGGAAACAGUAAAACGAUCUCCUCCUGUUCAAAAAGUACGCCGGAAAAAAUCUACAUCAUCAAGUAGUUCUUCGGCCAGCGAAUCAACAGGUGAAUCGUCUCCUGAUAGGCGAAAUAAAAUGGGAAAACAAAAUAAGUCUAAACCUCCGGUUAAUGACCCAAAAAUGCAAAUGAAGGGACCUCCUCCCAAAGCUAAUGUACCAAAGCCUAGUAUUAAGAUGACUCUUACAUCUACAAAGAAUGUAGAUAGAAUGAAUGCAGUCAAACGUCGAUCGGCAAUUGCUGCACGUCUCAAUGAUGAUUCAGAUUCUGAAGUUGAGCCACCUGCAAAGAAAUCAGCAGUUUCAACUACAAAUAAGCCAAGAGAGGAAAAUAUGGAAAUAGUUGAAAAACCCCUAUCAGUUUCUGUGCCUAGACAAAGAAGAGAUUCUUCCCCAACAAAGCAGAGAAUAAAAGUUGAAAAAUCUCCCCCUCCACAAAAGCAAUUGAUUAAUAAAUUACCACCAGGUAAUGAUAAAAAGGGUUCAUCAAGGAGAGAAGAGCUCUUAAAACAAUUAAAGAAAGUUGAAGACGCUAUAAAGAGAAAAAAGUCGAAAAUGCAUUAA